CUCGCAUUAAUUCAACAGUGUUUAUUAAACAUAGCUAUUGUUUGAGUGUAGCACAUCUUAUUUUGAGUAAAGAGAAAUCCAUCCACGAUGUUCUCCUCAAUCGUCCUUGCUGCCAAGCGUUCGUUGCAGCAUCAAAAGUCCGAUUUUCGUUUGCAAAUCUUUGCGUUCAAACUGAACGAAAACUGUUUGUGCAUCGGGCAAACGUCCGGCUUCUAUGAGUUCAUCACCAAUUUCUCCGGUUACACGGAUCAAUUGGAACCGCUGUGCAGUAUUACAAUGCUUCCGCAAUUUGCUUCAAUCAAGCACUUGUACAUCAUACGUUUUGAAUUGACGCUGGCUCAAAUUGAGCAUAUCAAACCGAUUCUGCCACAGUUGGAAGUGUUGCGAGUGCAAGAUUGUCGAUUUGAAAGCGAUUUCUAUGGGUCUUUUGUAAAAUAUUGUGUAAAUUUAAAGUGGCUUUGUCUUGAAAACAUCGACCUCAAGCGGCCAGAGUUUCUGGUUGAAAGUGUGCAGAAUCAUUGGUUACAUCAGGAAUAUCCAUUGCUAGAUCACUUUAAAUUGACACCAAGAAGCGGUAAUAAAAUCAUCGAAUUGAAACGAUUUUUCGAGCAAAAUCCCAAUAUUCGCAGUUUUAGCAUCAGUUCAUUUUGUUUGUACGAAAAUUGGCUAUCGUUGAUCGAUACAAAGGCAAACUUGGAUGUUUUAUUCGUUGAUUUCAAUUGUUGGCCAAGAAUUUACCUCGAUUCGAUACGUGAUGUACUGAACUUUCUUCAUCGACGAGGCUUCUACAAAAAAUUGCAUUUGAAUUUACCAAAUCUUCAGAAUCUCCCGACUGAUGACACCGCUUCACUGAAAGCACUCGAGAAAUUACACAUCAAACGCUUAAAACAAUUUGAAAACCUAUUUCUUCUAAUGAAAGUAAAUGAACUCGUCGUGUCGGCAAUAUCCGAAUUUACAGAUGUAAAGGUGUUAGCAAUGACUUUCGUUGAUCUGAAACGAAUCUAUUUGAAAAUGGCCACAUCCGAUGAUAUCAUUGCAUUCAUUCGAUAUUCUCCGAAUUUGCGGGAAAUUCACGUUGAAACCCUUGGACAUGGAUCACAUUUCUAUGGCAGAAUUCUUGAUGUUGUUUACUUAAACAAAGAACGCAAAAAAUUGGAGAAAGCACAAAAAGUGAAAGUCUUCGUCAAUAAAAAAGUGGUGAAUGCAUCAAAAUCGGCCGUGGAUGAUCAUGAAUUUAGUUACGUUAACUUGGAAAAGAUCAACUUUAAUGCAUUUCAUCAGAAAUUUGAGUUCUGAAGAUAAUGCUUUCAACUUUACUUGAGGCACUUUUUUCAAGGCGCACGAUUGCAAACGUUCACGAUCCUCCCUAUAUUUUAUCGUGCACGAUUUCAAUCGUAAGCAAUCGUGAGCAGAGCGUGUUAUGAACUGAUGUCAGCAGCACUAACUAACGUCAGCUGCUAAUAUCAGCUGCUGACGAGUAUGCGUUGUGUUGUUUUUGUGUUUUUGGCACCCAGAAAAGAAUACGAAUUUCGUACUGCAAAUGCGUUAAAACAACGCAACGCAUACUCAUCAGCAGCUGAUAUCAGUAGCUGACGUUAAUUAGUGCUGCUGACAUAAGCUCAUAACACGCUCUGAUCGUGCGCCUUAAAAAUACUGCUCUUAGUCUAGUAAUAAGUUACAUGAAAAAAAUAAUAAAUCUGUUUACUUGUUGUUUUGUGCAUCAUCUUUUACCCACGAGUA
Messenger RNA from Sitodiplosis mosellana (orange wheat blossom midge), 1740 nucleotides. RefSeq lists its product as uncharacterized. The transcript has 2 exons. Lineage: Eukaryota; Metazoa; Arthropoda; Insecta; Diptera; Cecidomyiidae. The coding region runs from base 88 to 1296 and encodes 402 amino acids. The record is from RefSeq and is a predicted model, not a curated record.